Molecule: messenger RNA, 1640 nt
Organism: Chrysemys picta bellii (western painted turtle)
Lineage: Eukaryota; Metazoa; Chordata; Testudines; Emydidae
Source: RefSeq, a predicted model, not a curated record
CAGCUUGCAGCAUUGAAAUGUAAACAGUGGAAAGAAAGACAGAGUGAAAAGCACUUAGCCCUGAGCAGCAAGCAGCACGCUGCAAGAUUUGAUGGCUCUUGUAAUAUACCUUCUGUGCAUCUAGCUGUACAGGACUUGAUGAAUCAGCAACAGAUACUUCUGAGAAUCUCUCUUCCGUGGAUUUAAUAUAGGGCGCAAUUGGGAUGCACUAGCCUUCUUCGUCACUGCAGCUCCUGUGUGCUCUGCACUGUAGUUCAAACGGGGCAAUGGAAAUGAAUAUGAAGAAGUUCACAGUGCGUAGGUUCUUUUCAGUAUAUCUCCGCAAGAAGUCUCGGUCGAAGAGCUCAAGUUUAAGUAGAUUUGAGGAAGAAGGUAUAGUGAAGGAAAUAGACAUCAGUCAUCAUGUAAAGGAAGGUUUUGAAAAGGCGGAUCCUUCACAGUUUGAGUUGCUGAAAGUAUUAGGGCAAGGUUCCUACGGAAAGGUCUUUCUGGUGAGGAAGAUCAAAGGAUCUGAUGCUGGCCAGCUUUAUGCAAUGAAGGUACUUAAGAAAGCAACUCUGAAAGUUCGGGAUCGGGUACGAUCGAAAAUGGAGAGAGAUAUUUUGGCAGAAGUGAAUCAUCCUUUCAUAGUCAAGCUUCAUUAUGCAUUUCAAACAGAGGGAAAGUUGUAUCUAAUACUAGAUUUCCUGCGGGGAGGGGACCUUUUCACAAGACUCUCCAAAGAGGUAAUGUUUACAGAAGAGGAUGUCAAGUUCUACUUAGCUGAGCUGGCCUUGGCUUUAGACCACCUCCAUAGUCUUGGAAUUAUUUACAGGGAUCUAAAACCAGAAAACAUCCUCCUAGAUGAAGAGGGUCACAUUAAGAUUACAGAUUUUGGCCUGAGCAAGGAGGCCAUUGACCAUGACAAGAGAGCGUAUUCAUUCUGUGGGACAAUAGAGUACAUGGCCCCAGAGGUGGUCAACCGGCGAGGACACACGCAGAGUGCAGACUGGUGGUCCUUUGGUGUGCUAAUGUUUGAGAUGCUGACAGGGUCAUUACCAUUCCAGGGAAAAGACAGAAAGGAGACAAUGGCUCUCAUUCUCAAAGCCAAGCUAGGAAUGCCUCAGUUUUUGAGCAUAGAAGCCCAAAGUUUGCUGAGAGCCCUCUUCAAAAGGAACCCAUCCAACAGAUUAGGUGCUGGCCUCGAUGGAGUUGAAGAAAUUAAACGGCACCUGUUCUUUGUUACUAUAGACUGGAAUAAACUAUAUAGAAAAGAAAUCAAGCCACCUUUUAAACCAGCGGUGGGACGGCCAGAAGACACGUUUCAUUUUGACCCGGAGUUCACAUCACGGACCCCUACAGAUUCCCCUGGUGUUCCUCCCAGUGCCAAUGCUCAUCAUCUUUUUAGAGGAUUCAGCUUCAUUGCAUCCAGCUUGGUGCAAGAGCCUUCACAGCCAGAUUUGCACAAAAUCACAGUUCAUCCAAUUGUGCAGCAGUUACAUGGGAACAAUAUUCAUUUUACAGAUGGAUAUGAGAUCAAGGAGGACAUAGGUGUUGGCUCCUAUUCAGUAUGCAAGAGGUGUGUGCAUAAAGUAACAGAAGCAGAGUUUGCAGUGAAGGUAAGAAAUCAUCUUGGCAGAUGCAAAUAUAUGGUGGGAUAG